Scaptodrosophila lebanonensis is the source of this 1527-nucleotide messenger RNA. It is a transcript of the gene Cht2, whose product is annotated as probable chitinase 2. Bases 58 to 1527 code for a protein of 489 amino acids. The record is from RefSeq and is a predicted model, not a curated record. Gene Ontology annotation, cellular component: extracellular region. Lineage: Eukaryota; Metazoa; Arthropoda; Insecta; Diptera; Drosophilidae. The transcript has 4 exons. Gene Ontology annotation, molecular function: chitinase activity; chitin binding. Gene Ontology annotation, biological process: chitin catabolic process; carbohydrate metabolic process.
GCGUAGAGUGGAGAUAAAACAAAGCAAGUUUUAAACUACUUUAAAAAAAAACAAGGUAUGCCCUUCAUCGUGCAGGAGGUGCUUUUGCUGCUCACAUUGGGCGCAGGCAUAUUUUUGGCUUCUGUGGUGGAGGCAAAAACAGGACCUGCACAUGACAAAGUGGUUGUUUGCUAUAUUUCCACCUGGGCUGUGUAUCGACCGGGUCAAGGCGCCUAUGCCAUAGACCACUUCGAUCCGAGCUUAUGUACACAUGUGGUCUAUGCAUUCGCCGGCCUGGAUAUUACGCAGUCGGCUAUAAAGUCUCUAGAUCCCUGGCAGGAUCUAAAAGAGGAGUACGGAAAGGGUGGAUACGAGCGGCUAACCGGACUAAAGCGCACUCAUCCGCAUCUAAAAGUCUCCCUGGCCAUUGGUGGGUGGAAUGAGGGAUCGAGGAACUACUCAAUUUUGGUGGGCGAUGCUCAACAGCGUGGGCGCUUUGUCAAGCAGGUGUCGAGCUUUGUCCGAAAAUACAACUUUGAUGGUCUGGACCUGGAUUGGGAAUAUCCAACACAACGUGAUGGUAGACCUCAGGAUCGAGAGAAUUUCGUUUCGUUAACCAAAGAGCUGCGCGAUGAGUUCGAUAAUUAUGGCCUGCUAUUGACGUCUGCUAUAGGAGCGGCCAAGAAUGUCAUCGAUCAGGCCUACGAUGUGCGACAGAUUUCGCGCUAUCUGGACUUUUUACACAUUAUGUGCUACGAUUAUCACGGCAGUUGGGACCGCAAAGUAGGAUAUAAUGCGCCAUUGAUUGCAGACACUCUUGAUCCGCUGAGUGUGCAAUACAGCAUCGAUUAUCUGCUAAAGCUGGGUGCCCCACCUUCUAAGUUGGUGCUUGGGUUGCCGUUUUACGGGCGCACAUUCAAGACACCGGGUAAUGGAGUCUUGGGAGACGCUACGGAUGGUGUUGGUUUUAAGGGACCAUUUACUCGCGAAGAUGGUUUCUUAGGAUACAAUGAGAUCUGCAGCAUUUUGGGCAAUAAAACUUCAGGCUGGUUUAAGCAAUGGGAUGGGCAGACCUCCCAAGUGCUGGCCUAUUCGGAGCGGAACGUUUUUACCGGGGAAGUCAGCGUCGUUACCUUUGACAGUGCGAGGUCGAUUGCGAACAAGGUGAAAUUUGCAAUGAUGAAACGUUUGGCUGGCGUUAUGGUCUGGUCCACUGAUACCGAUGAUUUCCUAGGCAACUGUGAUCUAGAUAACGACGUCUACGCAGAUUUUAAGCUUGUAACGGCAGCGCCACGACGUCUCAAUCAGAACUAUCCACUAUUACGUACCAUUAAUGAAGCCAUUACGCUUUCCCUUGAGGAGAUAGCUGCGGAUGAGGUGGUGACACCUGACGAUGCGGAGAAUGAGAUACCGCAUGGUGGCGUCGCAGAUCGCAAGAACGCCGGCGCCUUCCUCAACAGCACUCCUUUGAGCAUUUCUGUUUUAAUCUUAUUUGUCAGUUUAAUGUGUGAGCGCCAUAGAUUUGUUGUAAAUUUGUUGGAGCUGUAG